Molecule: messenger RNA, 4060 nt
Organism: Mollisia scopiformis
Lineage: Eukaryota; Fungi; Ascomycota; Leotiomycetes; Helotiales; Mollisiaceae
Exons: 1
Coding region: 145-3951 (1268 amino acids)
Source: RefSeq, a predicted model, not a curated record
GUUUCUCUUCCUUGAACAAUGCAUGUGAUUGAAUAAUAAUACUCUCAACCGAACUAGCAAUCACGAAUCCUUCUCUUCCCAACAUGACCUGAUGAAGUCCUGGCUUGAAGAGUGCUUCACGCCUUGCGCUCUUCAGCGAUAACAAUGACAUCGAACCAAAAUGCGCCACUCGACAAUAGGCAAAGUAGAGAUAUAUCUGCCAGCUCACCAAUCGAUCGACGCACGAACUCAAGCACCUUGUCUACAGGGACGAACAGAUUCAGUGUUGGUAGCAAUAAGACGGGCGAGUCGAGCACUGCUGCCAGUCAGCGGAGCAGCUUCAUAACGGGUGGUAUGGUAGAUGGGUUCGUUGACGGCGCCGACGAGCAGCUUGCUUCCGAUAAUCACAAGGCCGUAAGAGAGAGCAGAGCCAGUCAUAGGAGUCAGAAGAGCAGAGGCAGUGGAGGGUUUCUGCUGAACAAUUCCGUAUUCGAAGCUCCUGCACAGCCACCGGCGAAUUCAACAGUCACACCCUCCGAAUCUACACACCGGCACUCUACUCAAGAACCAAAGGGCAAGAGUUCUCUACGAAGUCCAGAAAAGAGGCAUGGUAAACGACGGUCGAAUGUUGGUUCUGGAAUUGGAGGCAGUCCGCUGGCGGCGAAUGUCAUCAACGCUGGCACAGGUAAUGGUACGGCCACAGAUCAAACGAAGGCCGGUAUUGAAGGGCAAAAUUAUACCGCAGGAAGCAGACAAGCAAGCUCUGGGUUGGAUGUCGAUUCUGCACAGAUUGUCAAUCUCGCCUUGAAUCUGAGCGAGAGCAGGCGUAAUGCGUCGAGAAGGAUUAUAUCGACACCCCUUCCCCCUGCUCCAGGAAUUAGAGAGAGUUUUGUGGGUGGCAGUCUACGACAACAUCUUCAACAGCAGAGGCGAGUAUCGAGAAAUGUCUCUCCAAAGCCGGACCGGGGGCAAAGGGCCAUGACAGCUUCCCCACGUAUUGCUGGACAGGGGACUGGAAGUCCAUUACAAUCUGCAUUUGACUCUCACUCUGAUGGUCAAUACCAGUAUCACUUCUCCGCUUCAACUCUUGCUCGUGCAGAGAAAGCUAAGAAUGCCAUUGAAUUGAUGGCGCAGUAUCGGAGGUUAUUGCAGUAUGUUCCGCCGCUCAAGCCCGUACCCUCAAACUCCAGAGCCAUCACUCCCGAGUCGCCAGGGACUUCUAUGCAUAUCCCAUCUCGCUCUGUCUCGUCAACAAACCCAUUGGUCCAACCUCUUGGAAGACAAUACAAUCCAUUACAAUAUAUAAGGAAUCGCAAAGUACGAGCUAGAAAUUCCAGGGCUAUUGACGGGGAAGCUCAGGGCUUUGGAGAUCUUGAGAAAGUCUCGUCCUGGGUAGAUGCUGUGACCCAGCAGGCAUCCUUGGAUGAGUUCCAAGCGGCUGAUGCUACUUUGCCCCCUUUCUCGAAAGCUGCAGAGGAUGCAGCUUCGCCACAUGCAUCACCCAACUCCCAUAUUGGCAAAGGUCACAACACACCUGCAAAGAUCAAAAGGCCUAGAGUAGACUGGAUGGUUAGUCCAGCAGACCUGAUUGCUGAUGUAUUCUGGCUCGAGCAAGACGACAACAGGAGAAUGGUCGAGGAUCGCAAUGGCAGGCCAAUUUUUCCACAAAGUACGGAUCUGAAGAGGCCAAUGUCACGUCGGUGUGAUGGUUUUGAGCCUAAAAAGUCACCACUACCAGCCAAGGCCGAAGACCUUGGAAUCGAUCUCCGAAUUGAUACCAAACUGCCAGAGUUCAAGUCUGUGAAGCCUGCCUCGGAGCACUUUUCUGAUUCCACUACUUCUAGGGCUCGUCGUAAACUUCACGAUGUCAGGGAAUCUACACGAUUUCAUCAUGGACAUAAUGGCUCUGCUCGUGAUUCUCGAUUGCGGCUUCGCUCGCACAGCAGGUCGGAUUCUAGUUCAUCGGAGAGUGAUAUUCAUCGCGCUCCACGCAGGCGCAGUGGUACUGCUGAAAGUACUGAUCGAACUAAAGACAUUCUUGAGAAACAAAUGAUGGAGAUGCUUGCCAGAGAAGAAAAGGAGUCUGGGCGUGAUAAUCAAAAUCUACAUAGCAAGUCUCGUCAAGGGUCAGAAGAGAACCAGAAACCUUCGCCGAAGGACGAGCUCGAAAAGGUCUCGAACGGCAAGGCUUCCCACAGCAGAUCAGAAUCUCUGGUCAAAGAUAAGCAUGAGUCUCUUAGAGGUGGCUCUUCAGGGCGAGCGAGUCUCGAAGUGCCUGGUACCCAUCCCAGAAGCUCUUUGGAAGAUCUUAACACCACUGCCCCAAACUCACCAGUAUCGAAAGCCACCAGGAUCAAAAAUGCUUUUAUUCCCAGCAUUGGUAUGGAUCUCUCAUCACGCAAAACCAGACAAAGCUCUCCAGUCCGGAAGCCACUCGCUAGAAUGCGGUCCAAGGUCAGGCCUUUUUAUGACAGAGACCAUCCUAGCCAUGAGCAAGCUGAUGACGAUGAAAUGCUUUUUGGUGUGUCCUCUUCAAGUAAGGACCAUGCUCGGGAAUCUCCUGAAACGCCAGAUCCAAGACGACGAUCGAUGAGCCCUGUGAAAAAGAUUUCAUCGAGAGCCACUGACGAUGGCAACUCCCUCAAGAAGACUGCCAGCAUCCGUAAAGGAAAAGGUGAAGAUUCUGGUAUCCGAGGAUUGUUCAAAGCUCGGAAUCCCGUGUCAAGAGUCAGUGAUCUUCUUUUCAAGAAGGAACCUUCCGCGAUGGGGACCUCCUCCGGAUUCUCAACCGAUGAAUCCGACGUCGAGGAUGCCCGGUUGAAAGGAGAUAGCAAGGGAUCGCGUGACAGCUCUGCCGGGUUACCUCUCGAUGAUUACGAAGCAGCUUCUCCGCAGAAAGAACGAUCAUCGUACUUGAGGAAUGUCCCGGUUCUGCCGACUUUCACUUCGCCGUUUGAGCGUCGGGGUAGAUCGACCCGUGCCAAAGUCAAUGAGAUGUCUCCUGAACCAGAGUCGUCGACGAGUGACAAACGCUCUCGAAUUGGGCGAAAGGUUGACGCUCCACGCAUUGAUGUACAAAAUGCGUCCCCAACAUCGUCCCCAGAUUCUCAUCCAAAUCGACGAUAUGACAGGGACUCGUCAGUCUCAGACAUUGACUCCCGGCGAGGCAGUAUGUCCAACGGCGUUCAGAUGGCAGAUGCUAGAUUAAAUUCGAUCCUAGGCUUACCUGGCAAGCGUCGGAAUGCACUUCCAAUAACGGGUCUUUCGAACCUCGAGACAAGUUACGACACUAGACCAUCACUCGAAGGAAAACGACAAUGGUCAAUUUCUGAUAGGGACAUGUCCUCGCAACGUGGCCCGAUGACAAAACGAGAGAUAGCCCGCGUUCGAGCCCUCUUACUCUCCUCGGGUAUUAAAGCCAAAGAGAUAUCGCGCCGAGCCGCUGAACCAAAAGACUUGAAGAAACCAGACGAGUCAGCCUACAAUAAUCUCGCUAAUUUAGCAAAGCACCCUCCACCGCCAGUGCCAAAGAGCCAAGAACACAGGCUCGCUGCAAGGAUAAUAUCAGACAACAUUCAACUCUCUUCUCAGCUGUGGCGAGAGUCGGCGGACACGUUUGUGAAUGAGACUGUGGCUACACUCAUUGAGAAUAUUGCAAAUCUCCAGCAUCGCUUAGUCGACAAUCUCACCCCGAUGACCAGAACAGCUGCCGACGAAGCAGAUGAGGUUUCCAAAGAUCUGGUGACGAGUCAAACGCUCAAAGUGAAGCGAAUCACUGACACGAUCGACAAGAUGACCAGGAGACGCAGACGGCGCUUUAGAUGGCUGCGAAGAGGCGGCUGGGUGCUUGUAGAGUGGGCGCUCGUUGGCAUCAUGUGGUACGUCUGGUUCAUGGUUGUGAUUGCUAGGGUGGUCAUGGGUGUUGGGAGAGGAGUCGUGGGAGGAUUGAGGUGGUUGUUCUGGUUGAGUUGAGGCAUGGAUAUGGAAUUGAGCGGUGGCGAAAAGUCAUUAUUCGUUGUAUAGGAAUUGGUUGGGAAAGCAGCUUUGAUACCCAAUUAGUAAUGUUAAUGUUUUUGCUGAG